Molecule: messenger RNA, 294 nt
Organism: Meloidogyne enterolobii
Lineage: Eukaryota; Metazoa; Nematoda; Chromadorea; Rhabditida; Meloidogynidae
Source: the annotation of a GenBank genome assembly
AUGGCAACUCAAUUGACUUUAUUCUUCAUAAGAUUUUUGCCUUUUUUGACAGUUUGGACAAUUCUAUUUUUACAGCCUUCUUUCUUCAAUUUUAUGCCUUGGUUAAUUACCCAACGAAUUCAACUGCUUAUUUAUUCCCCCCUAAUUUUGAUCGGAUCACUCGGAAUUUAUGCUGUGUUAACUAUAAUUUAUGGCGUCGCAACUUUUAAUGAUUGCAAAAAUGCUAGAGAGGAAUUAAUUAAACAAGUGGCUGAAGCAAAAGAAGACUUGAGGAAAAGAGGGAUUAUUGAGUGA